Molecule: messenger RNA, 1222 nt
Organism: Desarmillaria tabescens
Lineage: Eukaryota; Fungi; Basidiomycota; Agaricomycetes; Agaricales; Physalacriaceae
Exons: 3
Coding region: 1-1173 (390 amino acids)
Source: RefSeq, a predicted model, not a curated record
AUGAGCUCGUCUUCUGUUUUGAAUCUUGCUAAUGCCUCUGAAGACUCUCUUCACGACCUCUGCGAAGCAGCAGAUGCAGCAGGAUUCGGUCUAGGUAACCAAAAUACAUUCGACGAAACGUACCGCAAAUCUAAGGAACUCGACACCUCCCGAUUCGCCUGUAACUUUGAUCCUCGAACUAUGAAGAUCUUCGACCAAGUACAGACUGAUCUCAUCGAGGGUGACGACGAAAUUGAGAAGGUCUUGCGUCCUGAACUUUACAAAUUAAACACAUACAGUGAAGGAGACUUCUUCAAGGCACACAAGGACACCCCUCGUGCUCAAAAUAUGAUAGGAUCUCUGGUCAUAGUCUUUCCUACGGUCCACAAAGGUGGAUCCCUCGUUCUCCGCCAAGAUGGCCAGGAAUGGACCUUUGGUGCUGAGAAGAUGCUUGCGGACAGUACGCCUGAGGUCCCGGUGAUCUCAUACGUCGCAUUCUACAGCGACGCAGAGCACGAGGUUCUCCCUGUAACCUCGGGUGUUCGGGUAACUCUAACGUACAAUCUAUAUCUCGAGGACAAGAUGCCGACUGCCCCCGCCCUUAUUACCGAAGCCUCUAGUAAUCCUACACCAGCUGAUGUUCUGAAGACGACUCUCCAAAAACUAUUGAAAGAUGAAACUUUCCUUCCCAAAGGAGGCCUUCUGGGGUUUGGUCUCCAACACCAGUAUGCGAUCUCUGAGGAUUGCGGGGUAGAACAAAGUCGAAACGAACUACAACAAUUGACAGAUAGGCUCAAAGGCAGCGACGCUAGUAUCCUGCGAGCUUGUCGAGAUCUUUCCUUGGACGCCAAUAUUCGCAUCUUUUAUGAAGCUCGAUACUCAAAUGGUGUCUGGAUGGCCGAUCAUGUCAUACCCGGGGAACAGAUAAACGAGCAAGCUGAAGACAUGGAAGUGUUGCUCGAUGAGCACGGAACUCGAGUAUCGGACCCUGAUUAUGAGCUGAGAGAUGAGGAAGCGGAAUCACUACCAGAGAUCGUCUGGGUUACUCCGAUUACGGUGUUGAAUGAAACCGAGUCGCACUACCUUGCAUAUGGGAACGAGGCUACUGUUGGUUAUCUAUAUGGCGAUGUUUGUCUCAUUGUCAAUGUUGGAAAGCCCGGGAGUCGAGAGCAAGGUUCGGUAUCCGUAGCAUAAUAGUAUGUAGCGAGACUCUAUGACGCCUCAAUGAUAUGGAAUCGCAGCA